Molecule: messenger RNA, 615 nt
Organism: Penicillium crustosum
Lineage: Eukaryota; Fungi; Ascomycota; Eurotiomycetes; Eurotiales; Aspergillaceae
Exons: 1
Coding region: 1-615 (204 amino acids)
Source: RefSeq, a predicted model, not a curated record
AUGGGAGAGCUCAAAACGGGAGGGGUUGCAGAGUCAAGUAAACGAAUGCGGAUGGAGUCACCAUCACCACCAUCACCACCAGCGACUCGAAAGAAGACAGCGACUGAGAUCAUGAUGAACAAACUUUGGUCGUUCGCACGAGCAGGAAAAGAAAAACGAGAUGAAAUGCGAGCAACUGCAGCGGAGAAAAUAUCAGAUAAACCCCCGGUGGCACUGUUGAAGAAGACGACAGAAAAUCAGGCGGGUGCAAGAUCACAGGCGGAUGCACCUAGUCCUGAGAUUCCGCCUAAUCUGCAAGAUAAGUUCCUGGAACAGGCCAAGGCAUAUCUCAAGGACCCAAUCCAGAGGGCGAGACAUUUCCCUGACCCUCCUGCUGUUCGUCGAGCCAGAGUGUGGGCAGGGGAGGAAUUGGUGGACCAUGAGAUCAAACCCACAGUCGACGCUACGCUACCACCUUGGGCUGAAAGACAUCGGCCUUUCAGUCAAUGGCAUAAUUCGGUAAGUGCCUCAUCCAUUGAAUCUUUUGAGAACCAUGCCGAUCAUAAUCAAUUAGAUUGGGAUGACUCCUGUGCCUGCGGCACGCACGAACGUCUCGAGAUCGAAAAGACGGAGUAA